Molecule: messenger RNA, 2603 nt
Organism: Malaclemys terrapin pileata
Lineage: Eukaryota; Metazoa; Chordata; Testudines; Emydidae
Gene: CDK18
Product: cyclin dependent kinase 18
Exons: 16
Coding region: 222-1643 (473 amino acids)
Biological process (GO): protein phosphorylation
Cellular component (GO): nucleus; cytoplasm
Molecular function (GO): protein kinase activity; ATP binding
Source: RefSeq, a predicted model, not a curated record
GUGCCUCUUGCAGCCCUUGCUGCGGGAAGACUCUUUUCUUACCUUUUCGGGGAGUGAAGUGCGCCAGGCAGACGAGCCCGGCUGGCGCAGGGGAGAGAUCGGAGACGGGAGAGACGUGGGGAAGCAAAAGUGGACUUGAUCUGAAAGAAAAAGAAAGAAAGAAAAGAGAGUCUCCUCUUUCUCCAGCGUGGCCCUGCCGUCCCGCCGCAUCACAGGAUAAAAUGAACAAGAUGAAAAACUUCAAGCGGCGGUUUUCCCUCUCCGUUCCCCGGACGGAGACCAUCGAGGAGUCGCUGGCCGAGUUCACGGAGCAGUUCAACCAGCUCAACAACAGGAAGAAUGAAGACCUGGCACAAGGGCACCUGCAGCUGGGCCACCUGGGCAGGGGUUUCCGGGCAGAGCCAACCUCCAUUUCCCCCUCGGAGGUGGAACGCCAGUCCCCGACAACUGUGCGCUACCGAAGGAACAACCAGCGCCGCUUCUCCAUGGAGGAUGUCAGCAAGCGGCUCUCCCUGCCUGUGGACAUCCGUCUGCCCCCGGAGUUCCUGCAGAAGCUGCAGAUGGACAAUCCAGAGUUCCCCAAGACCUUCAGCAGGAUGUCUCGACGGGCUUCCCUCUCGGACAUCGGAUUUGGGAAGCUGGAAACCUAUGUUAAAUUGGAAAAACUGGGGGAGGGCACCUACGCCACUGUCUUCAAGGGGCGCAGCAAGCUAACUGGGAACCUGGUCGCUCUGAAGGAGAUCCGUCUGGAGCAUGAAGAAGGGGCACCCUGCACAGCUAUAAGGGAGGUUUCCCUGCUGAAGAACCUGAAACAUGCAAACAUUGUGACCCUACAUGAUUUCAUCCACACUGAGCGCUCCCUCACCCUUGUCUUUGAGUACCUGGAAAAUGACCUAAAGCAAUAUCUGGAUAACUGCGGGAACCUGAUGAACGUGCACAACGUGAAGAUCUUCCUGUUCCAGCUGCUCCGCGGCCUGUCCUACUGCCACAAGAGCAAGAUCCUGCAUCGAGACCUCAAACCGCAGAACCUGCUCAUCAACGAAAGGGGGGAGUUAAAGCUGGCUGACUUCGGUCUAGCCAGAGCCAAAUCAAUCCCUACGAAAACAUAUUCCAACGAGGUGGUCACGCUGUGGUAUCGGCCCCCAGAUGUCCUGCUGGGAUCUACUGAGUACUCCACACCCAUCGAUAUGUGGGGUGUGGGCUGCAUACACUAUGAAAUGGUCACUGGACGGCCCAUGUUCCCAGGCUCCACUGUGAAAGAAGAGCUCCAUUUAAUCUUCAGGCUUCUUGGCUCCCCUACAGAAGACUCCUGGCCCGGAAUCACAUCCAACGAGGAGUUUAAGGGUUAUCAUUUCACCCAGUACCAAGCCCAGCCCUUGCUAAAUCAUGCACCCAGGCUGGACACAGAAGGGAUCGACUUGCUGACGAGCCUCCUCCUGUAUGAAGCCAAAUGCCGGAUCUCCGCCGAAGAGGCCCUGCGACACCCUUACUUCAAGGCGCUGGGGGACCGAGUCCAGCUCCUCCCUGACAAUGCCUCCAUCUUCUCUCUGAAGGAAAUACAGCUUCAAAAGGACCCUGGCUACCGAGGUUCAGCCUUUCAGCAGUCAGCCCGAGGGAAAAGCAGGAGGCAGAGUAUAUUUUAAACCUGGCUCUUGUUCCCUUUGUCACCAUGGAGAUCAAAGCACUGAGAAAGGAGAGGACUACAUGCUCCCACAGGACCCAUCCACAGAAUUACUGACUCUAACAGGAAGAUACUGGAAUGCCCCUCUACCGUGGGCUGCCCUCUGUCUGUCCCCCAGAAUCCCACUACUGACACCAAUCAGCCCACCAGUAGUUCUUGUCAAAGGAGCUCUGCCCCCAGUUGCUCAUUUUUCAUGUGACACCACCAAGAGUAAGCUACUGCGUUCCAUACCCGGGUAAGGUACUUUAUCUAGUGACUAGCUACCCUGGGAGUAGCCCUGAGCUCAGGAGACUUGUGUGCUGGCCUCGUUACAAUCCUGGUUCCUGCAGUACAGGGAGGUAAGAUGGAGUGCAGGCAGAGGGCAGAAUCUCCGAGGAUUGGCAGACAGCUGGGUUGUGGCAUGUAGUGAUCAUAUUGCGGAAGACAUUUCUGUGAGUGCACGGCAUGCCUGUGCUUGGGCAUCCUGCUAUAUCCACCCUUGGGGAAGUCUGACCUGGCAAGACGUAUUGCACUGAAUGAAGGAUAUGCUAUCACAAGCAGGGGACGCCCUACGGUGAGCCUCAUCCAGGGCUUUCUGACAUCAGACAUUUAGUUGGGACUGAAACAUUUAACAAGGGAGAGCUCUCCUUCAGCCCCUUCCCCCAUGGUUAUCCACCAGGGAUCCCUCUUCCCCUACCCAUAAUUUGAGCCUCAUGCACAGUUGCUGGGAUUGCCUGAACGGCAGCCCCAAGAGGUCCAGAGGAAAGAGGCUGUUAAGGGGAAAAUGCAGAUUAGUCGGAUUCCUCUGAUCCCUCGGUUUCCCCAACAACCCCCCGGACACCUGGCUGCUGUCUAAAGACAUCCCUAGAGCAAGAGCACACAGUGCUGUGGCACGGCUGGUAUUCAGGAUGCAGACUCUGUCAUUAAAUCCAUGCAAAAUGGG